CUUACGGAACAUCAGCUGGGUGAGUGUCUGUUCGCUGCUUUCAGGUAGUUUACGCUGAAAUUGACACACCGCAGACAGGUGGGGAGGAUGAGCUCAAGCUGUGGCACAAGAAGAAAGGUCCGACAGCAGCAGCUCUCCUGCAGCUUGGUGCCGUCUGAUCCUGAAACACAGGCAGAGACCCAGGAUCUCUUUAACAAAGUUAAAACCUUUAUGAAGCCAGUGGAUGAGGAAUGGCGCAUCCCCGACCCUAAUGUUGCUCUCAAACACCCGGCAGAGAACCACCGACACCUCCAGGAGCUGAAGGCGUCUCUGAAUGCCGUGAAGAACCAGCUCAGUGACAAGAACAUACAAGUGUGGCACCAACACACCAACUCCACCAACCGAGCUGGGAAGGUGAUCGCUGCUGUUCGCUCGGCUGCCAACGCGGAGAUCUGCACUCAGGCCUGGUGCAAGUUCUACGAGAUCCUGGGGACCUUUGACCUUCUGCCAGAGGAGGCGCUUCAAAACGGGGAGCUGAACUCCGUCCAUCUCUGUGAAGCUCCAGGAGCGUUCAUCACCGCUCUCAAUCACUACAUGAAAACAAACGAGUCCACCCGCUACUGCGACUGGGGCUGGGUCGCCAACACCCUCAACCCGUACCACGAGGCCAACGGAGGGAGCACGACCAUCGUGGACGACCGGCUGAUCGCCAACACGCUGCCGUGGUGGUUCUUUGGCUCCGACAACACGGGGAACAUCAUGCUCCAGAAGCACCUGCUGGAUCUGCAAGUGUUUGUGUCCAACAUGCAGCGGGUCGACGUGGUGACGGCCGACGGAAGCUUUGACUGUCAGGAGAACCCGGACGAGCAAGAGGCGCUGGUGGCGUCGCUGCAUUACUGCGAGGCCGCUGCAGCGCUGCUCCUCCUGAGCCCCGGUGGCUCCUUCGUCCUGAAGAUGUUCACGCUGUAUGAACACUCCUCCAUCUGCUUGCUCUACCUGCUGAACUGCUGCUUCCGCUCCGUCAGCGUCUUCAAACCCGCCACCAGCAAAGCGGGGAACUCCGAGGUUUACGUCGUGUGUUUGAACUACGAGACCAAGGAGGAGGUGAGGCCUCUGCUCUCCAAACUGAUCCGAAAUUAUGGCCCAAAUCUGGCUGACAGAGAGGCGUUGUUCCCCAGCUCGGUUAUCCCAGAGACGUUUCUGAAGCAGCAUGAGGAGUUGUGCUCCUACUUCCACACCCUGCAGGUGGGGACCAUCGGUGAAAACCUGUGGCUGUUUGAAGGGAUGAGCACAGAGAGGAGGCAGCGGCUUGACCACAUCAGAGACUGUGUUGUGCAUGAAUACCUGCAGCGCUUCCAGGUGAGCUUUCUUCCCAGGAGCCGGUGGAUUUCCAGGAACACGGUGAGUCCCGCCUGCUGCAGCGUGCCGGCAGGUCGACCUCUGGGCCAGAAGAAGCAAACCGGCUCCUUCAACGAGCGCAGGGAGCUGCAGAACCUGAGCUGGAGGGAGCGAAUUGGGCGGAGCUGCCAGGCUGCGCUGAUACAGAGUCACUGCACUGAGGACAGAGGGCUGGGCUGCGUGUUAGAAGGACCCCGCUCCAGCUGCUAUGUAGAUUCAUGGUAUGUUGUAACUGGAGCUGCGCUGCCUGCAGUCAGGAACUCUCCAUUCUGUGACUCAGCGCUGUUGAACCACCUGAACGAAGCCCUGCAGGAUGCAGCGGUGGACUGGACUCUAGUGACCCCCUGCCGCUCCUGCCGUGCGGCUUGCACUGCCUCCAUUUUGUCUGAAGCUGGAGGUCUUGAGGGGAGCAAAGAGAAACGGCAGUGUCUGGUGUUCGACAGCCGCGCAGCGUGGGCUGCUGCUGCUGAGAGCCAAGCAGACGAUUUAGUUCUGACGUUCAGUGAAGAGCCUUCGUUUCCUCAGAGAGGCUGCAUCCUGCUGCACGACGGCGAGCCUCUGUACCAGCAGCAGCUGCUGGGAUGUGUCCUGCUCGCCCUGCAGACCCUGAGCGCCGGGGACGCCCUGCUGCUGCGGGUGUUUUCGGCCCUGACUCGAGUCACCGCUGCCACUGUGUUCUGCCUGCACGCCUGUUUCCGCUCCAUCUCCUUCAGGUGUCCACCCCCGUCCGGCGGAGUUGGGGCCUUGCUGAUGUGCGUCGGCUUCUGCCCCGAAGCGGCCGCUCCGAUGCUCCCAGUUCUGAGUGACGUGCAGAGCAGCAUCCAGCAGCUGAUUGGAGGAGGAGAAGGAGACAUGGGGGAGAACCGAACACACGCAGGUGACAGACAGGUACUGCAGUUUGUUCCCAUGGAGGAGCUGCUGAAAGGAGGACUAACAGAGUUCCUCUGGACCAUGAACUCUGAAAUCACCCAGCAGAAGCUGCACCUCCUGCUGCAGGAGGCAGCUUACUGAGGCUAAGGCUGCAGCGGAUUAUCACUCCAGAACAAUACGACAUGUCCGUUUUUAUUUUUCUAACACCAACAAACAGAAGAACAAAACUAAAGGUGCAGUCCACUAAGUAAAAGUAAAUUUUACUUCUUGAAUUUAAUUUUACAAAUCAAAAUUAUGUACAGAACACUGCAAAUACACAAAGUCGUACCAAGUAAUUUUGGUUUAGUUUCUAGUACAAAUGUCUCAGUACAAUUGAAAUUAGACAAAACCUACUUAAG
Molecule: messenger RNA, 2645 nt
Organism: Xiphophorus maculatus (southern platyfish)
Lineage: Eukaryota; Metazoa; Chordata; Actinopteri; Cyprinodontiformes; Poeciliidae
Gene: cmtr2
Product: cap methyltransferase 2
Exons: 3
Coding region: 88-2388 (766 amino acids)
Biological process (GO): 7-methylguanosine mRNA capping
Cellular component (GO): cytoplasm; nucleus
Molecular function (GO): methyltransferase cap1 activity
Source: RefSeq, a predicted model, not a curated record